Messenger RNA from Macrobrachium nipponense, 8423 nucleotides. Its product is annotated as oocyte zinc finger protein XlCOF15-like. Gene Ontology annotation, molecular function: DNA-binding transcription factor activity, RNA polymerase II-specific. The record is from RefSeq and is a predicted model, not a curated record. The coding region runs from base 937 to 1458 and encodes 173 amino acids. The transcript is spliced from 2 exons. Gene Ontology annotation, cellular component: nucleus. NCBI's taxonomy places the organism in Eukaryota, Metazoa, Arthropoda, Malacostraca, Decapoda, Palaemonidae. Gene Ontology annotation, biological process: regulation of transcription by RNA polymerase II.
AGAGACGUUUCAAAGGUACAUCCCACCCAUUACUACUACUACUACUACUACCUUUUUACGUCACCUCAUUAAAGGCAUCAUACACACACACUACAGGUAGAAUAUGUGAACUUCUAAAGGAUAAAUACCAACAGGAACAACAAUAAGGUGCCGAAACCUUUUACCAAGUUGGUUGAAACUACCUGACACCAGUGUGAGGUAAGCAAGCUAGUAACGUUGGCAAGGCAGAGUGCUUGGAAAACUUCAAGAAAAGAACAGUUGGAUAACCUUGACAUAUUCUAAAUACUAGUGUAAGGUCGUUAAAUUUCUGUUGUACAAUUGUAAUAAUUUGUAGACUUAAUACAGGAUUUGGUGUACAGAAAAUGCUCAUCAGAUACCAUUACAGAUAUCAGACUCAAUUAUUCCAAUGCUGUUAAAGUUCUGACAGUAUAAUUAUUAAUGAAUGUUGCAUAUGUAAAUAGCUACAUGAAAUUUAGGUUUUUAUUUGGUAAACUGUAAUUUUAUUUUGUAUGUCUGGUAAAGCAGUUACUUUUACUGUGAAGGUGAUUAUUUGUUAUAAGAAUAUUCAAAAUAAAACCAGAUAUUUUUGUACAUAUGUGAGAGAAAUGUAGAAUCUUGUGAUUACAGAGAAUGUGAGGAGAGUGCUAUACAGUUACAAUUCAGUUAAAAAGUGAUGUGUAUUAUGUGAAAUUCAAGAUUAAGUUGGUCCUGUUUGGAAGUAUCUGUGGGAAUACACUGUAUUAUAUAGCAGCAGGAAAGCUAAGGAGUCAUUACGUACUAUAAUUGAAGUUUCAUUUAGAGUGGUAUUCAGACAGUUGAACAGUGAACUUAAAACAUUUUGAGUACAUACUUUAUAACACGUAAUCUUUGUAUUUAGGCCCAUCCCUUUUGGUUAAGCUAGACUCAGAAGUUGUAAGUCAGAACAUCAAGGCAAAAAUGGAAGCUAUGGACCCAUUAUCAUUUUCUCCAGUCAAGCAGGAAUAUGAAAAUCUUUUGGAUAACCCAGCUGCAGUUACAGAUUAUAAUGAAGGCUCAUUGUAUUCAGGCCCAUCAGUUGAGGUUGAGGUCAAGGCUGACCCAGAAGAUUAUUUGUUUGAUGAAAUUGAAGACAUUGAGAAGGACUCGGCAAUUACCGAUGAAGAACUUGAUAAGAAAGUGAUUGUGGAAGUUGGUAUUCACAAAGAAGAAAAUCAAUUCACUUGUCCUGAAUGUGGAAGGGGCUUUUCACAGUCACAGAAGCUUCAAGUGCAUAUGAUGGGUCAUACGGGGGAGCAACCUUACACUUGUGAUGAAUGUCAGAGAAGCUUUUCCUCAUCAAGUAGUCUCAAAGCACACUUGAGAAAUCAUCCAAGAGAGAAGUCAUUUAACUGUACUGUAUGUGAAAAAAAUUUUUUCUCAGCCACAUGGUCUCAAAAGGCACAUGAGAACUCACAAAAAGAAGAGCCUAUUCCAUUGUAACGAAUGUGGGAAAAGUUUUUGUGAAGCAGAUGGUCUGGAAAUACACAUGAGGUCUCAUACUGGGGAGAAGCCAUAUGUUUGCACACUGUGUGACAUUUCUUUUGCUGACUCAACUCAUUUUAAAAGGCACAUGAGAACUCAUUCUGGAGAAAGGCCUUAUGCAUGCGUGGAAUGUCCCAGUCGGUUUUCCUAUGCAUGUCAUCUCAAAAUACACAUGAGGACUCAUACAGGAGAGAAGCCGUUUGCUUGCACUGUAUGUCAGGCUACCUUUAGACACUCUGGUCAUCUCAAAGCACAUAUGAGAACUCAUACAGGAGAGAAACCAUACACUUGCGAGGAAUGUCAGCAAAGGUUUUCUAACUUUGACAUUUUAAAAAAACACAUUAGGAUUCAUACAGGAGAGAAACCGUAUGCUUGCAAUGAAUGUUCACGUGCUUUUGCCCAGAAAAUUGGUCUCAAAUUGCACAUGAAAGUUCAUACGGGAGAAAAGCCAUAUACUUGUAAUGAAUGUCAAAGUAGUUUUUAUAGUUCAAGUCAUCUGAAAAGGCAUAUGAGAGUCCACACCGGAGAGAAGCCUUACAAAUGCAGUGAAUGUCAUAUGAGUUUUUCCCAGUCACAUGGUCUAAAAGGUCACAUGAGAAAGCAUAUGUAAGAGAUUUUGCUCUCUUGUGCUGAAUAUUUGUUUAAAUUCAAGUUAUUAAUAAAUUACUAAGUUUUGUUUCCACAAAUACAAACCUUCAUAUUUUACAUAGGAAUUUAGUUUUGAACUUGAGCUGGAAUGCCCAUUCAAACUUAUUUGGAAGGUAGUAAACAACAGACAGGCAAGGGGAAGCCCUUUCCACCUGUCGGUCUGCACUCUACUUUGCUUCUGGCUGCUGUCGAGUUCAGAUAUCUUCCACAACUCUCUUCCCAUAUUUUGCCAUUCAAAUUUUUUUUUAUUAGAUUUGUGUAUUCUUUUCCUUUUUUUUGAUUGUGGACUAUAUGUUUCUUUUGCAGUUUUUUAAACAUCAUUCUAUUAAGUUUUCUUGCAAGGAAUUAAGUAUGUAUCAUCCUCUAAUGUAUUUCCUAAUACAGUAUAUUUACCUUACAGUUACAGUGCGGUAUAUUUUUAGCCACUUGGAAGUUCUGUGAUGUUAAAGUUUACCUUAUUUAACGGUAUAAUCCUGGUAGCAUGAUCUGCCUUUGUAUUCAUUGGGAGUAAACUAUGUAGCCUUACUCCUCUUGAUUUCUAUGGCUUAGUCUUUGUGACCUUGAUAACUCGGCAGACGAGGCAAGUUUCAACAGUGGACAAUGAAUGUAAAAAAAGUGUUGGAAUGGAUUAGAGACAUUCUUUUGUGUAUUGUUCUUCUGAACCUCAACUCUACUCUGACUGUGCCUGUGAGUUUAGAGGGAGAGAGUCUGCCCCUUAUUAGAAGGCUUAUUAAGCUUCUUUCUAUGUAGCUUUCCAUUUAGGGUAGGGAAUGGAGUAAUUCAAUUCCUUGAGUGGCUGUCUUCAAGACUAGAAUCAUCUCCAGUCAUUGGUGGUAGAGACAGGAUAUCUCUCUGGUCAUAGCUGCUUGUCAGCAGGUAACAAGAGUUCUUACCUACCUUGGCAGUGAAACUUUUCUCUGCCCUGGCUUGUGGCAGACUUGGUCAGCCUUCAACCAGGGUUUGAUUCCAGGAGAAGAUCUCUGCUUUUUGAGGGAGAUCUUUUGUAUAUCUGAGAAGCUAUUACGGUCCUUCUAUCUUCAUGACUCUCACCUUUAGGAGUUUGACUCAUAGCCUAUACAAGUUUUUUCAAUGGUAGACAGAUACAGGACUGAACCCAGAGACUGUCUCGUUUAGCCCGAACAUUAGCAUAGUUAUAGGCAAGUCAUCUGUACUCAUGUAUGUAUGGCACUUGGUUGGAUGGAGAUCUUUUUGUUCAGAGAUGUCCAAAACUUUGUAACAACAUUCUGGACUGUCAGUCAAUAAGUUUGAAUCUUUCUCAUUAUCCUCUCUGAAGGACUUUUCAAUAAGUAGUGACUCUUGCAAGAUACUAUUGAGUUUUGUUUGAGUGGAGCAAUACUAUCCUUAAGGAAUGCAACACAUCAGACUAACUCUUCGGUUAGUAGUAAUAGAGAUGAGGAGUUUACCUUGUAUACUUCUCUCAGCUCUGUAAGUUGAUCCUCAGUCAUUGUCUCCUCUAGUGUGGAAGGAGAAUUGCAGCCCAACUCAUGAUGUAGGCACAUCACCCCAUACUUUCAGUAGAAACUUGUGGGCUAUAAGGUAUUAUUUACAGAGACAUGAUCAGGUAUGAUCACCUGCGCAAUAUUUUACCGACAGAAUAUUGCCCAAUGGCCUUGGACACACUUUCUAAUGACCAGUGGUGGCUGCUAACAAGUUGGAUACCGUAGCUCCCUUUAGGAUAGGUAGCACCUCAACUACACUCAGUUUUUUUCCAUCUGUCCAUCCGGCUGUGGUGUUUGCGCAUGGUAACACUGCAUCCCUGGGCUUUAAAAAAUAUCCUAUUUUGAAUAUUAUAAUUCGCAUACCGUAAAUUAUUAAAACACUUCUCAGUUGCAAAUGUACACCCAGAUAUCCUUUUCAUUGGCAAUGAAGGGAUGCAAGUCCCCUCCUCUCUUGGCAAAUGGAGAGGAGGACAGGCAAUAAAAGCAACUUGUAGAUCAUAUUUGUCUAAUUUAUUCUCCAACACUUCAGUAGGGGUUCUUAGAACGUGAUUGAGUAAUAGCAUAGUAAUUUUGGGGCUUCACAAAAAAGAAACUGUGGUUUAUGACUCGAGCCAGAAAUACAGAAGGUUUACACAAAAACCCAACCUCUUAGAACUAUUUUAUUCCCUAAUUACUUCACAAUCUCUAUAUUUAUAAUAUAUGAAAACUUACAGUAUAUGUACACAACAAAAUCAAUUCCUAUUCAAUCCACAUACACACACAAUAACUACCUUAUUUUAGACUUAAACUACGAAAACACUUACAUAUGUAGAACAACCACAGCACUUUCAACACCACUGCAACUAACAUGAUUAAUGUAAUAUUCUGUUACUUGUGUUCUCAAAGAGUAAAGCUUUAAGUAGUUCUGGGUAACAAAUAUCAUUAUUAGUUUUCUGUGGCAUUUUCUUUACUUAAAUAUUUCCUGCAGCAUGUAAACAAAAUGAUGAUUAAGCUUUCUCUAUCAAAUUCACUCCACUGAAACAAAUUAUAAACAACCAACAUUAGGGGUUUUGUUCAUUUCAAGGCAAAGAAGUCUUAUCUUCCAUUGGUUUCAUUCUGUUUUCCGUAUAGUAUGUUUACAGUACAGUACUUGAAAAGGUAUCAACUUUAAACUUCUAACUACUGGGAGUUUGUAUUCCUAUAAUUUGGCCAAACUCUUCAUCUGUGACACUUGAUUGGCUGGAUUCCUAAAUAAAUAAAGGGUGGCUAACUCUCCAUCUGUGACACUUGCUUGGCUGGAUUCCUAAAUGAAUAAAGUGUGAUACUGCUUUUUGGUUAGCCUUUUAUGACAAACAGGAUACUGCUUACGCUGGUCCUCCACCUCUCUUGUGCAAGCAGAACAGAACACAGAAGGGCCUCUAAACAGGAUCAUCAAACAAACAGAAAAAGAAAAAAUCUAUUACAACAACCAACCACAAAAUUCAAACGCACAAAAACACAACACAACUGAACAAAAGAAAAACUUUAUAUUCCUCUACACAAACCAAUGCCUUUUCAGAAUCCUACCGCAUUACAAACCCUUUACAUAAUGGCCUGGAAGUCUAGCAAUUCCCACAUCCCAUAGAUGCAGUGUGCUAGAGUUAUGGGGUACCUUCCUCUUCUCCUGAAUGGACAACUAAGGUAACAUCCCAAGUUGGGUGAACCUACCAGUUGUUUCAGAGAAUACCCAGAUUCCUCUCACCUGUGGACAGGUCUCCUAUGUAAUGAACAAAGGUUGGUUCUUGUAUAGGAACAAAUAGCAAAUUCUAAAAGUUAAUUUAUAUCAAUGGACCACUUCAACCAACGUUUACUGUUACCUGGGCCAGAAGGCAAAGUGGAAUGCAGACUGACAGGUGGGCGGGGCUUCCCUAUGCCUGUCGGCAGUUACUGCCUUCUCAGUAAGUUUGAACGGCUGUUCGAUCUUAUGUUUACCAGCUAAAUAAUUAUGUAAUGAACUUCAGAUUUGUAUGUUAGAAAUACAUGCACAAAUAACUUUUAAAAUGUGCUGUAUUUUGAAAACAGCAGAUUUUUUAUAAUUGUCCCAAACAAUUUUGCCUACUCCAUUACAAUGAAUGUUGGCAGCAAGGUUACUUAAAUUAACAGUAAUUAGAAAGCACGUCAGAAUACCAGUCAGAUUUAUUUAGAAUGUACUAGAGAAAAAGAAUUAUGUGACAGAUCAUAAAAAGUUAGGAACUUUUUUAUAGUUUAAAUGUCUUAGAAAAAAUUGUAACUGUGUCAGGACUUGCAUUAUCAUUUCAGUCAUAUUUAUUAAGAAAUAUGUAGUCAAACCUCGGUUUUCGUACACCUCUCAUUUCAUACUUUUCGGUUUUAAGUAGACUUUUUGAUAUACAAAAUUUUGUCUUGGUUAUCAUAUGUUUCCUCAGUUAUUAUACACUAGGAAACGCUCCAGCCAGGGCCCAGCGCAUGACCAACCCCCGUAUCAGGUGUCAAAACAAAGCAUCCUUUCUUUUGUUACCCAAUCUGCUUUUGUGUUUUUUAUUUUUGUGCUUUUUGCUUCUUUUUUUUAUUUGAGUGCAAAUGCUAAAUAAGGCAAGAAACGCUAGAAUUUAAGAAACUUGUAGCUAAGUGUUGGAAGAAGUUGCAUGCUGAUCUCAGUGAGAAAAUGCCUACAACAAGCACUGCUGUUAGUGAAUUUAAGGCCAACAGAGGCUGGUUUGGAAAAUUCAUAAAACGAAUGGGCAUACAUAAUGUGCCAAUUCAGGGAUUAAGGAAAUGUUUGCAAAGUUCAAUGCUGUAAAAAAUUUUGUGGAGAUUAUCAUCCCAACAAAGAAAUUGUAAUCUGUGUUUCCAACAUGUUUAAUGACAAUGCCGUUUAACUUUAGGCAAAUUUUAUAGAAACGCCAGAAACAAAUGUCUCUGGACAGUUUUGUUGUGCGACAGGGGUCCAGUAACUCAAGCUGGUCCUAGUGUCAGUAAAAAACGAAGAGGGGAAGUAACGUCAGAUAGUGCCAGUAAAAAACGAAGAGAAGUAACCCCAGAUAUUUCCUUGAUACCUGAAGUCCUUCUGGAGGGAAAUUGCCCUUCCAAACAAUAACCUCUCCUCCUCCCUCUCCCCUCCUCAAUUGUUUUGCAUAAAGGUUCAAAGUUAUGUUAAAUGUUAAUUUAUUCAUUUCAUUAGUCAUUUGUUUCAGUUUUCGCACGUUUCGAAUUUCGUGGGGGUUCUGGAACGGAUUAUGUAUGAAAACCGAGGUUCCACUGGUAAGUGACUGGUAGGAGAUUGUGUAGAAAGGUAACAGUAAAUCCUUGUUUUCCUCAUUUAGGGUACCAAAUUAGUAUAAUAUAACAAGUUAAAAGUCCGUUUUACAUUUUCAUCAAAAGGUGUUUCAAGAGUUAGUUGGUCCCAUUUGUACUUGUAAGGUGUCUGGCCAUAUACUACUUACAGAUUGUGUAAAGCCAAGAGACAGCCAGUGGGUAUUGGCCAACAGCCUACUAAGUGUUCUGUGUAGAAGAGAGUCCUAACUUCAGGUUACAAAGUCUUGAUUUUAUGAUUCCACUUAUUUUAGUUUCAAUGGCAAUUAGAAGCUUUUUUUUAUCUUAAGAAUUUUUUUAUCUAUUGCUGGUAAGAAAAUUGUUGCUACAUUUUCUGUGUUCAAGUUCUCACAAGACUUGUAUUGCUAAUGUAUUGGCAGUAGUACUCGUCUCUGUCACAUGGCUGUUUGGGUCAGAAACCACGUGUAUGAAAAGCAGAGCCACCCUGUGCUUCUUGCAGUAUGACAUCAAGCCAUCAGUGGGGGUUAAUGAGUAACAUUAUUGUUUGCCAAAUCCACUACUUGAUAGUGCAGCUAGUCUCAAAAUCUUCUUUCUUUAGAAUUUGGGAGGUACUAUCUGGAUCUCAUUGUAAAACAAAAGCAUUCUGUUUCUGGUUUUUUUUUAUUAUUAUUAAUAUUAUUAUUAUUAUUAUUGAUGAAGUAAAGAGUUUUUGAUAGAACACCAUUUUGCCUAGGGGCACUGAUGUCAGACUCCUUGAAACAUCUGUUGUUAUCAUUGUCUGUGAGACAUGGUCUGUAGACUCUUAUCACACAUAUGAAAGUUAGCUGUCAUAACUAGUAUUAGUCACUACUUGACUCUUCUCACCUGUGUGAAGUUGUGUCACAUUAAUAUAUCCGUACAGUAUUUCUUUUAUGUACCUUGUGUUACCCUUUAAAUUUUAAGUGUAUAGCCAACUACUCAUGUUCAGGACACUUUGUUACUCUUUAAUGACCUAUUUGGUGAGAAAUUGUGGCAGACCCAGUCAUUUCCAAACAGAGAACUAAAAAAUUCCAUAUGAAAAUCUUGAAAAUUCUGACUUAUGCUGAGGAACUGACUGCUUGUGAAACCAUGUGUGUUGCACAUAUCAGGACUUAAGUGAGCAGUUAUCAAAAGCAUCUCGGGACAGUACCACAUCUAAUGUCUUUAGUCUCAGUGACAUUUUUUGUUAACUUCUUAGACAAAAUGUCCGUUCACCAAUUCUUCCCAGACUAAAAUUUGCCAAACUUGGAGGUUGGAAGCAGUGUUUGCUGAAACAAUGCAGAAGCCCAGAUGUUACAGUGCUACUUGAACAAGGCUCUACCAUAAGAAGAAAGGGCCCCAGUUCCAUCCACUAUUGUGUUAAUACUGUUAGAUGCAACAACAUCAGGACAAGAUUCUAACGAGUCAUAACUGUCCCUUUUACUAAACUCCAGUGGCAGUGCUUUAAUCAAUAAAAAUACUAAUACUGAAUUGUUAUUUCAUGCUAGCCAUACUGACUGUUUUGUAUGUACUGCAAACACACAAAUAAAUUAUGUAUAAAAUGGAAAA